GCCUGGCUGCGGGGGAUGGGCUCUGCUUGGAAGACCCCGAGCUGCUGGCUGGAAGGGCCGGAGGGAAGCGGUGGGGCUGGAGCCCGGCCUUGGUCGGAGGGGCUGAAAGGCAGCGAGGGUCAACCCGGGGCUCAGAAGCGCCUCCUCUCCCGCGGACUGUCACCGUUGGGACGGCUGCAGAGAGGCUGGGCGAAGGCCGCCUCCACCUGUCCCUGCCAGCCGCUCUUCCCUCCGGUUUCCAGGUCAAGGGCGGGAGGGGCUGCAGAGGCCUUUUCCCCGGAGAGAGAGAGAGAGAAAUCGGCAACAGGUCUGGGAUGGGGCAUCCUGAGCGUCUGCGCUUUCCCCAACUUCCCCACCUGGGGGAUAUCUAGAGAGCAGGAGUGGGUGCUGUCCUUCGAAAUCUUCAUCCCGCUGGUUCUCUUCUUCAUCCUGCUGGGGCUGAGGCAGAAAAAGCCCACCAUCGCCGUGAAGGAAGUCUCCUACUACACGGCAGCGCCCCUCACCUCGGCCGGCAUCUUGCCCAUCAUGCAGUCCCUGUGUCCCGACGGGCAGCGCGAUGACUUCGGGUUCUUGCAGUACUCCAAUUCCAGGGUUACCCAGUUGCUGGAGCGGCUGAACGAGGUGGUGGAGAAGAGCAACCUGUUUGACCCGGAUCAUGCCGGGCCGGAGGAGGAGUUGGAGUCUCUCCGGCGCCACCUGGAGUCUCUUGGCAGCAGCACCGGGCCCAGCCCCGUGGAGACCCACUUCACCACCAACGCAGCCCCCGGCUUCUCCCUGGACUCUGUGGCCAAGGACAAGAUGGAGCUUCACCGCUUCCUCAUGCAGAACCUCUCCUUGUCCAACGAGACGGUGGGGCUGCUCACAGGCUCCAGCAUCAACCUGAGAGAGGUCUACCGGCUCGUCUUUGGCGUGUCUCCUGGCUCUGCUGAUGGCUUUGGCCCAGUGGACAAGCGGCAUCACCCGGAGAAAAGCUUUCUGGGCAACCUGAAGAUGAUGGAAGAUGGGCUGGUCCGGCAAGCGCUCCGCCGCCCCCCCAAAGGCGCCCAGCGGAAGGCCAUCCUCCGGCUCUUCUCCCAUGCUUUGGGCCUGGCCAGCCCCAUGGCAGAGCCCCCUGGCUCUGACAGCCCCCAGACCUUUGUGAGGGACGUGGAGAACAUCCUCUUCACCGCCCCUGUGCUGGAGAACCUGACGUGUCGCCAGAGCCAGGAUGCGCUGAGGCGCAUCCUGGUCAUCCCGGAGAGCCAGCAGCCUCUCCUGCAGGCCUACCGCACUGGUGUCUGCAACCAGAGCGCCAGCCUGCGGGCCGACUACUUCAGGCAGCUGGUGGUGGAGAUGAAGGACCAGCUGGAAGCUCGCAAGGUGGCUGAACAGCUGAAGCUGGAUGAGGUGAACCACACGGCCCAGAGCCGGCUCCACGCCCUGCUGGAGGACCUGAUGGAAAUGGAGAAGGUGCUGAAGGACCUGGACAUCCUCUCCGCCCUGGCCAAGCUCCUCCCCAAGGGGGCCUGUGCCGCAAAAGCGCCCCCCACCGCCCCCAACAGCACCGGCUCAGCUGUGAACUUCACCUCCGGCACCAACUCCAGCUCCGAGGAGGGCAGGGCCGAGAGCGAGGCGCCAGCCGAGGAUCCUCAAGGGCAGUGCUCGGCCUUUGUGCAGCUCUGGGCCGGCCUGCAGCCCAUCCUCUGCGGGAACAACCGGACGAUUGAGCCCGAGGCGCUGCGGCAGGGGAACAUGAGCUCUCUGGGCUUCACCAGCAAGGAGCAGCGCAACCUGGGACUCCUGGUGCACCUCAUGACCAGCAACCCCAAGAUCCUGUAUUCGCCCGUCGGCACCCAGGUGGAUAAAGUUAUCUUGAAGGCCAACGAGACCUUCGCCUUUGUGGGGAACGUGACGCGCUACGCCCAGGUCUGGCUCAACAUCUCUGCCGAGAUCCGCAGCUUCCUGGAGGAGGGCAAGUUGCAGCAGCGGAUUGCUUGGCUCCAGAAGAUGGCGGCCGACCUUCACCAGAACCCCGAAGUCCUGAAUGUCUCCGACAGCAGCCUCUUGCACAACUUCAUGGAGAGCAACCUGUCCAUCUCCAACACCAGCACGCUCCUCCAGCAGCUGGACACCAUCGACAACGCUGCCUGCGGCUGGAUCCAGUUCAUGUCCAAGGUCAGCGUGGACAUCUUCAAGGGCUUUCCGGACGAAGAGAGCAUCGUGAACUACACCCUCAACCAGGCCUACCAAGACAACGUCACAGUCUUUGCCAGUGUGAUCUUCCAAACCAACAAGGAUGGCAGCCUCCCUCCCCAUGUCAUGUACAAGAUCCGCCAAAAUUCCAGCUUCACUGAAAAGACUAAUGAGAUCCGGCGGGCGUAUUGGAGACCUGGGCCAAACCACGGAGGGCGUUUCUACUUCCUUUAUGGCUUUGUCUGGAUCCAAGACAUGAUGGAACGCGCCAUUGUCAACACCUUUGUCGGCCGUGAUGUGGUGGAGCCGGGCAACUACGUGCAGAUGUUUCCCUACCCCUGUUACACCCGUGACGACUUCCUCUUCGUGAUUGAGCACAUGAUGCCGCUGUGCAUGGUCAUCUCCUGGGUCUAUUCGGUGGCCAUGAUGAUCCAGCACAUCGUAGCAGAGAAGGAGCAUCAUCUGAAGGAGGUGAUGAAGAUGAUGGGGCUGAAUAAUGCCGUCCACUGGGUGGCUUGGUUCAUCACAGGCUUCGUUCAGCUGUCCAUCUCGGUCACUGCCCUGACCGCCAUUCUCAAGUACGGGAAGGUCCUCAUGCACAGCGACGUGCUCAUCAUCUGGCUCUUCCUGUCCGUCUACGCCGUGGCCACCAUCAUGUUCUGCUUCCUGGUGUCCGUGCUGUAUUCAAAGGCCAAGCUGGCCUCGGCCUGCGGUGGGAUCAUCUACUUCCUCAGCUACGUCCCCUACAUGUAUGUGGCCAUCCGGGAGGAGGUGGCCCAUGACAAGAUCACCGCCUUCGAGAAGUGCAUCGCCUCCCUGAUGUCCACCACGGCCUUCGGGCUGGGCUCCAAGUACUUUGCCCUCUACGAAAUGUCCGGCGUGGGCAUCCAGUGGCACACCUUCAGCCAGUCCCCCGUGGAAGGGGACGACUUCAACCUCCUGCUUUCCAUGAUGAUGCUGAUCGUGGACGCCGUGGUCUAUGGGGUGCUGACGUGGUAUAUCGAAGCCGUGCACCCAGGGAUGUACGGGCUCCCGCGGCCUUGGUACUUUCCGCUGCAGAAGUCCUACUGGCUGGGAAAUGGGCGCACGGAGGCCUGGGACUGGUCCUGGCCCUGGUCGAAGCGGCCCCACCUGAGCGUCACGGAGGAAGACCAAGCCUGUGCCAUGGAGAACAGGAGGAUGGAGGAGAGCCGGGGCAUUGAGGAGGAGCCCACUCACCUGCCCCUGGUGGUCUGCGUGGACAAACUGACCAAGAUCUACAAGACCGACAAAAAGCUGGCCCUGAACAAGCUCAGCCUUAACCUCUACGAGAACCAGGUGGUCUCCUUUCUGGGCCACAACGGUGCGGGCAAGACCACCACCAUGUCCAUCCUGACCGGCCUCUUCCCUCCGACCUCCGGCUCGGCCACCAUUUAUGGCCACGACAUCCGGACGGAGAUGGAUCAGAUCCGGAAGAACCUGGGGAUGUGCCCGCAGCACAACGUCCUGUUUGACAAGCUGACGGUGGAGGAGCACCUUUGGUUCUACUCGCAGCUGAAGGGCAUGGCCAAGGAGGAGAUCUGCAAGGAGAUGGCCAAGAUGAUCGAGGACCUGGAGCUAACCCACAAGUGCCACUUCCUGGUGCAGAUGCUGUCCGGAGGGAUGAAGAGGAAGCUCUCGGUGGCCAUCGCCUUCGUGGGCGGUUCGCGGGCCGUCAUCCUGGACGAGCCCACCGCCGGCGUGGACCCCUAUGCGCGCCGGGCCAUCUGGGACCUCAUCCUGAAGUACAAGCAAGGUAGGACCAUCCUCCUCUCCACCCACCACAUGGACGAAGCAGACCUGCUGGGCGAUCGCAUCGCCAUCAUCUCCCACGGGAAGCUGAAGUGCUGUGGGUCGCCCCUCUUCCUGAAAAGCACCUACGGGGACGGCUACAAGCUGACGGUGGUGAAGAAGCAGUCGGACGCCCGGAGCAACCCCGAGACGGGGCUCCCCCGCAGCCCGCCCUGCCCCUCGGCCACCAGCCCCUGCUCCGAAGAGCGGGUCAGCCAGUUCAUCAAGAAGCACGUGGCCUCCUGCCUCCUCAUCUCCAACACCAACACGGAGCUCUCCUACAUCCUGCCCAGCGAGGCUGCCAAAAAAGGCUGCUUUGAACGGCUCUUCCAGCACCUGGAGCACAGGUUGGAAGAGCUGGACCUCACCAGCUUUGGCCUGAUGGACACCACCCUGGAAGAGGUCUUCCUGAAGGUCUCGGAAGAAGACCAGUCUCUGGAGAACAGCGAUGCGGAUAUCAAGGAGUCCAAGAAAGACGCUUUCCCGCUGCCCAGUCCCCGCCUCGGCCCCAAGCCCCAGGCCAACGGCCACCCACUCCCGAGGCCGCCAAGGCCCACCAAGCCCGAAGUGGACCUGGGGAACCUCCUGGAUUGCUCGGACCUGGCCAAGUCCCAGGCAUCCUUGCACUCCUCCUCCUCCUCCUCCUCCUCCUUGGCUGGUUCCGUGCGUGGCGAGGAAGGUGGGGCUUAUUCUGAGUUCUACGGGGAUUACUGCCCCCUGUUUGACAACCCACAAGACCCCGAUAAUGGCAGCCUGCUAGAGCCAGAUGCUGACCCGGAAGAGGCGUCCCUGACCGGACAAAGCAGCGCCAAGCUGGAGGGCUCCUGGCUGAAGCUGCGCCAGUUUCACGGGCUACUGGUCAAGCGCUUCCAUUGUGCCAAGCGCAACAGCAAGGCCAUCUUCUCCCAGAUCCUACUGCCCGCCUUCUUCGUCUGCGUCGCCAUGACGGUGGCCCUCUCGGUCCCGGAAAUAGGUGACCUGCCUCCCCUCAUCCUUUCGCCUUCCCAGUACCACAAUUACACCCAGCCCAGAGGAAACUUCAUCCCUUACGCCAAUGAGGAACGUGGCAACCACCAGUCCUCGCCAGACGCCAGCGCCCAGCAGUUGGUGAGCACCUUCUACCUGCCCUCCGGCAUCGGGGCCACCUGUGUGCUCAAGUCGGCCUUCAACAGCACCCUGGACCAGCAGGUCCAAUCCCUGAACCUCAACAGCAACGAGUCCAAGAUGUUGGCGGCCAAGUACUUUGACGCCAUGUGCCUGGACUCCUUCACCCAGGGCCUGCCCCUCUUCAACUUCGUGCCGCCCCCUCCGUCCCCGGCCCCUUCCGACUACCCCUUCUCUCUGGACGAGGACUUGCUGCGGGCCUGGAAUUUCACCACCUUCCCGCCAAUCGUUAAAGAGACGGUCACCUCCACCCCGGCCCAGCCCAGCAUCGUCCAUGAACCCAUCAGGUGCACCUGCUCCAUGCAGGGCACCGGCUUCUCCUGCCCCAGCGGGGUGGGGGGCCACCCUCCCCAGAUGAAGGUGGUGACGGGGGACAUUCUGGUGGACAUCACGGGGCGCAACGUCUCCGAGUAUCUGCUCUACACAUCGGACCGCUUUCGGCUGCACAGGUAUGGAGCGGUGACCUUCGGCAACAUCCAGAGAUCCAUCCCAGCCUCUUUUGGGGAAAAUGCGCCUCCGAUGCUCCGGAAAAUUGCUGUCCGCAACACGGCCCAGGUGUACUAUAACAACAAAGGAUACCACAGCAUGCCCACCUACCUCAACGCCCUCAACAAUGCCAUCCUCCGUGCCAACCUGCCCAGCAGCAGGGGCAACCGCGCAGCCUAUGGCAUCACUCUGACCAACCAUCCUAUGAACAAGACCAGCGCCAGCCUUUCUCUGGAUUACCUCCUGCAAGGUACUGAUGUGGUCAUCGCCAUCUUCAUUAUCGUGGCCAUGUCCUUUGUGCCGGCCAGCUUUGUGGUCUUUCUGGUGGCUGAGAAGUCCAUCAAAGCGAAACACCUCCAGUUCGUCAGCGGCUGCGACCCCGUCAUCUACUGGCUGGCCAACUACGUCUGGGACAUGCUCAACUACCUGGUCCCAGCCACUUGCUGCAUCAUUAUUCUCUUCGUCUUCGACCUGCCGGCUUACACCUCUCCCACCAACUUCCCUGCAGUGCUGGCCCUCUUCCUGCUCUACGGGUGGUCCAUGACGCCCAUCAUGUACCCAGCCUCCUUCUGGUUCGAGGUGCCCAGCUCGGCCUACGUCUUCCUCAUCGUCAUCAACCUCUUCAUCGGCAUCACGGCCACCGUGGCCACGUUCCUCCUGCAGCUCUUUGAGCACGACAAGGACCUGAAGGUGGUAAACAGCUACUUAAAAAGCUGUUUCUUGAUUUUCCCCAACUACAACCUGGGCCACGGACUCAUGGAGAUGGCUUACAAUGAGUACAUCAACGAAUACUAUGCAAAGAUUGGGCAAUUUGAUAAGAUUAAGUCUCCUUUUGAGUGGGACAUCGUGACCCGGGCGUUAGUUGCCAUGACAGUGGAAGGCUUCGUCGGCUUCUUCAUCACCAUCAUGUGCCAGUACAACUUUCUCCGAAAACCACAGCGUUUCCCCGUGUCCACGAAACCCAUUGAAGAUGAUGUGGAUGUGGCCACCGAGCGGCAACGAGUUCUGCGUGGGGAUGCCGACAAUGACAUGCUCAAGAUUGAGAACCUCACCAAGGUGUACAAAUCGCGCAGGAUUGGGCGCAUCCUGGCCGUGGACCGGCUGUGCAUGGGCGUCCGGCCGGGGGAGUGCUUCGGCUUGUUGGGCGUCAACGGGGCAGGGAAGACCACCACCUUCAAGAUGCUGACGGGGGACGAGAUCACCACCAACGGCGAGGCCUUCAUUAACGGGCACAGCAUCCUGAAGGAGCUUCUGCAGGUCCAGCAGAGUCUGGGAUACUGUCCGCAGUUCGACGCCCUUUUUGACGAGCUGACGGCGCAGGAGCACCUGGAGCUCUACACCCGGCUGCGUGGCAUCCCGUGGAAGGACGAGGAGCGGGUGGUCAAGUGGGCGCUGAAGAAGCUAGAGUUGGAUAAAUGCGCCAACAAGCCCGCCAGCACCUUCAGCGGCGGCAACAAGAGGAAGCUGUCCACCGCCAUUGCGCUGAUCGGCUACCCCGCCUUCAUUUUCCUGGAUGAGCCCACCACGGGCAUGGACCCAAAGGCUCGGCGCUUCCUCUGGAACCUCAUCUUGGACAUCAUCAAGACGGGCCGCUCCGUGGUCCUGACCUCACACAGCAUGGAGGAGUGUGAAGCCCUCUGCACGCGGCUGGCCAUUAUGGUGAACGGGCGCCUCAAGUGCCUGGGCAGCAUCCAGCACCUGAAGAAUCGGUUUGGGGACGGCUACAUGAUCACCGUCAGGACCAAGUCCAGCCUAAACGUGAAGGAGGUGGCGCAGUUCUUCAGCCGGAACUUCCCGGAGGCCGUCCUCAAGGAGAGGCACCACACCAAGGUCCAGUACCAGCUGAAGUCGGAGCACAUCUCUCUGGCCCAGGUCUUCAGCAAGAUGGAGCAGGUGGUGGACGUCCUGGGCAUCGAGGACUACUCCGUCAGCCAGACCACGCUGGACAAUGUGUUUGUGAAUUUUGCCAAGAAGCAGAGCGACAACCUGGAGCAGCAGGAGAGCCUCCCGCCCUGCCCCAUAGAGUCCCCUCUGCAGCGCCUCCUCAGCCUCCUGCGGCCCCGGGGGGCCCCGACGGAGCUGCGCACCAUGGUGGGGGAAGAGCCCGAGGACCUGGAAACGGACGACGAGGGGCUGAUCAGCUUUGAGGAGGAGAGGGCCCAGCUCUCCUUCAACACGGACACCCUCUGCUGAAAACAGAGGGGACACAGCCCCCUCCCUUGGCUGGGCAGCCCCUCGCCCCUUCCCGCUUGGUGGCUGCCAUCCUCUCUGCCCAGCGAGUGAGCGGGACGUCCUGAAGGCACCGAGAGGAGGCAUUGCCUGAGCCUUUGACCUGGGUGGCCCCCAGGAUGGAGCGGGCCUUGUGCUGUUUUGCAGACGGCCAAGGACCGGACACAGCGCAGUCCGGCUGGUUGAGAAGACGUGGGGUACGGCGCUGAUGCAGAGGAGAAACAGUGGCCUCCGUACCCCACUGGAACCCCACAGUUUGGGACAUUCGUCCUGGGAGAGACUGUGCUCUGCUGUGCCCCACUGCCUCUCCUGCCGCCCUGGGCCAGAUCUGACUGCGGGGGGCAGCUGGCCGUGCUGGAGUGGAUAGCUGGGCACUGUCAGCCUUUCCGGCCAAAGGGAAGCAAGAACGCUGAAGGGGGGUAGAUCCUCCUGGACAAGUCUGGAGAUUGCGCCUCCCUCCGUCCUCUUUGCCCCUCCCCCCCUCUCUCUCAGCCCAGGAACCAAAGCCCCCUGCCAGCUGCAUGAAGGCUCGGGAAGUGCUGGGCAUCUGAGCCAGCCUCCCCCCAUCAACCCAAAAGCAGCUCAAGGAAGCACCUCUGUCUCCUCUAACCAGGCCUGGAGCUUUUUGCUUCCGGAUCUCCUUUUUAAAGCCUCAAGUAACACGCCAGGGCUGAGAGCCCCCCCCCCCUUCGGCUGUGGGGCAGGAGCUCCCCACUCUUCUGCUUGCGCCCUAACCUGGCAUGGCAUUAAUCGGAGGCCUCCGGUGGGAUCGCCAGGUCUUUCAGGAGCUCUCAUUGCACAACGAGUCGCUGCCAGAGGAGCUGCACUCCCAAGGGGAGCCAGGAGGGUCCCCUCCAGCGGCAUCUGGAAUUGCCCCAGAUGUCUGGGACUCCAAAUCCCGAUGUCCCAGCUGGUGGCUUGGGAAGAUUUAGUCUGAAAUGCAAGAAAUCCAGUCCAUGGUGCACCCCAUCCGUUCCUGUGGGGAACGGCAAGCCCCCCCCCCCCCCGCGCCGCCAUGGCACUUGCCCUCUUCUCCCUCCCCCAGCUGUGCACCGACCAGCAGAGAAGCCAAGAGGCCAUCAGGGACUCCCUCAAAUGAAGAGGAGGGGGUGCUGGAAGACCUGGAGGAGAGAUCUUUGGGACCAGAGCGAGGAUGGCAGCUUCUUUGCACGGAAGGAGUGUAAAUUGAAUUUGGAGGAAGGGGACAGUUUUAGACAGAGAUUGCAUCAGUUUAUUUUCGGCUUUGCAAGCACAAUGUUUACUUUUAAAUUUAUUGGAGCGCCGGGGAGGGGUUUGGAGCCUAGGCAGGGUGUGAAACUGAUGGGAACUGUGCUGGGCUCUCUCCCCCCACAACAACCGUGGGGCUCUGCCGGUCCCCUCUCUGGAAAUGGGCCCCGGACAUCCGGCACAAAGGGAGGCAUCAGGCUGCCUGCAAAGAGAAGCCGGCUUGGAGGACUCUCUGGCGAGCCCUCUUGCCCGGGGUCUGCUCGGCCCCUCCGGCCCUCCUCUCUGCCCUGAGCCCUGGCUGGGGGUGCUGAGCCCCCCCUUGGGGCAGCUUGCUCUCUUUGCAAAGAGCCUGUACAUUGCUAGAACCGGAAAAGCCAAUGUGAAAAGUAAUUAUUGUUUUAAUAAAAAAGUGAGAAUAACCGA
Thamnophis elegans (Western terrestrial garter snake) is the source of this 9510-nucleotide messenger RNA. It is a transcript of the gene ABCA2, whose product is annotated as ATP binding cassette subfamily A member 2. The transcript is spliced from 50 exons. Gene Ontology annotation, molecular function: lipid carrier activity; ATP binding; ATP hydrolysis activity. Gene Ontology annotation, cellular component: intracellular membrane-bounded organelle; membrane. Bases 16 to 7824 code for a protein of 2602 amino acids. NCBI's taxonomy places the organism in Eukaryota, Metazoa, Chordata, Lepidosauria, Squamata, Natricidae. Gene Ontology annotation, biological process: transmembrane transport; lipid transport. The record is from RefSeq and is a predicted model, not a curated record.